CAAAGGCAAACCCUGCUUGGUUUUGACUGAUCAUAUGAUCAAUCACCUCAUGUCAGGGAGAGUCGUCUCAGACAUGCAUCACCACGAUUCUUCACUAGGCUUGAUGCAGUUCCAUGAUCCCCACCAGUACAUGUACAGCAGCAGCAGUAGCACGGCCGGCGGCUCUUUCUUGCCCCAUCACCACGCCGCCUUCAUCAAGGACGUGGCGCCGGCCGAGCCUUUGGUCGAGAUACUGGAGGAGGCGCCAGGUGCUGCUGGGGCGCCGGCGAUGCAGGAAGAGCGGAAGGUUGUCGACGAGGCGGCGGAGGAAGAAGAAGGAGAGGAAGCGGCGGCGGAGUCCCAUGGCGUGCGGAUGAUCGCGCUGCUGAUGGAGUGCGCGGUGGCCAUGUCGGUGGGCAACCUGGCGGACGCCAACGGGGCGCUGCUGGAGCUGUCCCAGAUGGCGUCCCCCUACGCGGCGUCCUGCGGGGAGCGGCUCGUGGCCUACUUCGCCAGGGCGCUCGCGGCGCGCCUCAUGAGCUCCUGGGUCGGCGUCUGCGCGCCCCUCUCCCUGCAGCAGCAUGACGACGCCGGCAUCGUCAUCCACGCCGCGUUCCGGGCCUUCUACAACGUGGCCCCCUUCGCGCGGGCGGCGUACCUGGCGUGCAACCAGGCCGUCCUGGACGCGUUCCGCGGGCAGCGAGCCGUCCACAUCGUGGACCUGGACAUGGUGCCCGGCGGCGCGCUGCAGUGGCUCUCGCUGCUCCCGGCCCUCGCGGCCCGGCCAGGCGGCCCGCCGGCGCUGCUCCGCGUGACGGGCUUCGGCGUGUCGGCGGCCCUGCUGCACGACGCCGGGAACCAGCUGGCCGGGCUGGCGGGCAAGCUGGGCCUGCCGUUCGAGUUCUACGCCGUCGCCAAGCGGCCCGGGGACGCCGCCGCCGCGGUGUCCUCGGGCUUGCUGCUGCCGGGCAAGCGGCCAGGGGAGGCCGUGGCCGUGCACUGGCUGCGGCACGCGCUGUACGACGCGGCCGGGGACGAGGCCGCGGCGAUCCGGCUCGCCCGGUGGCUGGAGCCCAGGGUCAUGACGGUGGUGGACCAGGAGAGAUCGCUGUCGUCGUCGUCGUCUUCAGGCGCGGCGGCGGACGACGGGGGCAGCUUCCUGGACCGGUUCGUGUCCGCGCUGCACCACUACUCGGCGGCGUUCGACUCGCUGGGCGCGGCGAGGCCGGCGGGGGACGACGCGAGCAGGCACCUGGCGGAGAACGGCAUGCUGGGCCGGGAGAUCGGGAACGUGCUGGCCAUCGCCGGCCCGUCAAGGAGCGGCCGGGAGAGGCUGUUGCCCGGGAGCUGGCAGGCGGAGCUCGCGCGGCAUGGCUUCCUGCGCGCCCGGUGGGGAAGCGGCGGGGCGCGCGCGCAGAUGCUGGCCGGCGCGUGCCCGGCGGGGCUGGGGUACACGGUGGCGGACGAUGCCCACGACGGCACGGUAAGGCUUGGCUGGAAGGGCACCCCGCUCUACGCGGUCUCGACUUGGACGUGGUGCGCCACGACCCAUGGCCACGUACGAGGUUGAUUAUAACCAUAUACUGUAGUCUGUAGUGUGUGCUAUGUUAAGCUAUCGCUUUGUCAGGUUAGGCCGAACUUGGGCCCUGCUGCUGGCAUUGCAGUAGCUUUUCGACAGGAAAUUUCAUUAACAAUUUGUGAGAAUUGCUA
This is a messenger RNA of Brachypodium distachyon (stiff brome), 1689 nucleotides long. Its product is annotated as protein SCARECROW 2. The transcript has a single exon. Gene Ontology annotation, biological process: regulation of DNA-templated transcription. Gene Ontology annotation, molecular function: DNA-binding transcription factor activity; sequence-specific DNA binding. Gene Ontology annotation, cellular component: nucleus. Bases 35 to 1549 code for a protein of 504 amino acids. The record is from RefSeq and is a predicted model, not a curated record. Lineage: Eukaryota; Viridiplantae; Streptophyta; Magnoliopsida; Poales; Poaceae.